GGAGGAGGAAGAGGAAGGGGACGCCCCCCCCCCUCCGAACAACGGCGAGAUGAACGAAAACACCUUCUCCCGCAUUCGGCUCUGGUGUCCGCGGCCGUUUUCUGGCUACGGACCGAACAAGACCGCCUGCUGCGUGGGUCUGAAACCGGCAACGGCGGCAGCGGCCGGUACCGGGGGGGGCGGCGAAGCCCGGCUGAAGGAAGGCGAGGUGCCCACGGCGACCGGGACGAAUUCGGUGGCCCCUUGCCCUGCCGCCGGCGGCCUGGAGCGUCGUCGUUGGGGGGCAACGGCAACGACGGCGGUGGUGGAGGAGGAGGAGGAGGAAGAGGAGGCGGAGGAGGAGGAGGAAGAGCAGGGCAACCAGGUGAUGUUGGACACGUGGUACGUCAUCAAACCGGGCAACACCAGGGAGAAGAUCGCCUUUUUCGUGGCGCACCAGUGCGGAGUGACCGGUACCGGCACCGGUACCGGCACCGGCUCCCGGCACAACCUCAACAGCAUGAAGGUCAAAGGCAACUGGGAGACAGAUGGCACCAAACCCAAGAGGAGGAGGAAGUCCCACGACCCCGGUAAACGGCCGCCUGGCCACCCCGGUGGCCGGGAAACCGGUCAGACCGAGACCCUCCGCCUCUGCCCGGCGGGGCCCGGCGACUCGUCCGCCGGCGGCGGCCCCGUGUGCCACACGGACUUGGUGUCGGUGGCCGAGAUGGUGGCGUUGGUGGAGCAGAGGGCGAGCGCCGCGCUGCGCGGCUAUGCCAAGCCCUGCCGCCACCCGGACACCGACACCAACCCCGACCCACCGACGACGUCUCCGGUGGUCAGCCGGGUCGACGAGGAAGACGAUGAUGAGGAGGAAGGUGGCGUCGAGUCCAGGGGAGCGCCGGACACCAACCGGGUGGCCGAAGCCAUCGCCAAGAUCGAGUCCGGGUCCGUUCCCGGGGGGAAGGCGGGGGGCGAGGUGAGGAUCGCCUUCCGCGUGGCCAGCUCGGACAACCGGGCGACCGGGGAGCCACCGGUGGCCCACGCCAACCACGCCGGUGCCAACGCCGGCUGCAUCUUCGUGAGCUGCAACCGGCAGGCGGUACCGGGACUCCGCCGGUCGGUGGAGAAGAUCACCUGCGACCUGUACCAGCUCAUCGGUCCCUCGCCCGACGGGGCUUUCCCCCCGGAGAUCGGUCCCGACCGGGCGGGGGGCGUCUCCGGUUCCGCCGCCGUCGCCUCCGCCGCCAAACCGGCCACCGAGACCCCCGCCGACCGUCUUAACGGCUUCCACCUGGAGGUGGUGGUGACCGGCGGGGUGGAACCGUGCGUGUUUUUCGGCGAGGGGUCCGAGGAGGAGAGCCCCGGGACCGGGGUCGUGGGGCCACCGGGGGGCCCGGGAGGAGGAGGGGCCCCGGCCACCGUACGCGUGACCGUCAGCCCCGACCCCCAGCGCCGGUCCCUGGAGGAGGAGGAAGAAGCGGAGGAGGUGGAGGAAGAGGAGCCGUUACCGGGACAACUCUUCCUGCUCCACCGGCCCCCGGCGGGGCGCGCCCGGGGGGGCGGCGGCGGCGGCGGGUCGGAGCCCAUGUACUGCCUGUACCACCGGGUGUCUCACGACUUCCUGGAGAUCCGGUUCAAGAUCCAGCGGCUGCUGGAGCCCCGCCGGUACCUGCUGCUCCUUCCCGACCACAUCACGGUCGGUAUCCUCCGGUGCCUGCCCACCCGGUCGCUCGCCGCCCUCAAGUGCACGUGCCGCCACUUCCGCGCCCUGAUCGAGACCUACGGGGUCCGGGCCACCGACUGCCGGUGGAACCGGGACCCGCUGUACCGGGACGACCCCUGCAAGCAGUGCAAGCGCCGGUACCGGCGGGGCGACGUCUCGCUGUGCCGUUGGCACCCGAAACCUUACCACCACGACCUGCCUUACGGUCGCUCGUACUGGAUGUGCUGCCGACAGAAGUACCGGGAGAGCCCGGGCUGCCGGGUCGGUCUCCACGACAACAACUGGCUGCCCCCGGUCACCGGCGACGGACCCGCCAAGAGGGAGGAGGGCAGGUGAUAG
Callorhinchus milii (elephant shark) is the source of this 2044-nucleotide messenger RNA. Its product is annotated as F-box only protein 46-like. The record is from RefSeq and is a predicted model, not a curated record. Gene Ontology annotation, molecular function: protein binding. NCBI's taxonomy places the organism in Eukaryota, Metazoa, Chordata, Chondrichthyes, Chimaeriformes, Callorhinchidae.